AUGAAACUCUUCAUUGCUAUAUUGCUUUGUGCAGGAACUUUUCUGUGCUCAGCGGAGUCGGAAAAUGAGAGAAGACGUCGAUCGACGCCAUUUUGCGUCUUUAACCCGCCAUCGAAGAAUCCCGUCCAAUGCAAAACGACGCCAGUGUCCAGAUGUUCAGAAAAAAAAUGCAAUUUUCUUGUUAGAGAGGGUAAAUUGAACACUGGGAAAACAGUUAAAUUGAGACGGCCAUUGAUAAAAGAAGGGAUGGAAUGCAAGAACAAAGUACUUGGAAUGAGAUGUAGCAAGGAUAUUAAUCCAUGCAAAUGUCGCCUGAAAGGCAAAACAUUAUGGGAAAAGGCUCGUGUUUAUGUGGAGAUCGCUGGGAAAGUGAAAUUAACCGAACGCUGGAUCAAAUUCACGAUCUCAGAUGGAUGCAUGUGUGCAGUGAAUAAAGUUAUUACAUAAAUCAGCUUUUCUCUC
This is a messenger RNA of Styela clava, 462 nucleotides long. The record is from RefSeq and is a predicted model, not a curated record. NCBI's taxonomy places the organism in Eukaryota, Metazoa, Chordata, Ascidiacea, Stolidobranchia, Styelidae.